Messenger RNA from Sugiyamaella lignohabitans, 1239 nucleotides. RefSeq lists its product as uncharacterized. The transcript has a single exon. The record is from RefSeq and is a predicted model, not a curated record. Lineage: Eukaryota; Fungi; Ascomycota; Dipodascomycetes; Dipodascales; Trichomonascaceae. The coding region runs from base 1 to 1239 and encodes 412 amino acids. Gene Ontology annotation, cellular component: nucleus.
AUGGGUCUAGUCAAUUAUUCCAGUGACUCAGAGUCGGACGAUGAUUCACAGUCAGCCAAAGCUACAACUUCCGUAGAGAUAGCCAAGUCGCCAAACGAAUCCAAUGGCAUUAGCUCAGUUCUACCUGGACUUAAACGGCCAGGACCAUCGACCUUGAAUUUGCAUCCUACAAAGAAACCAAAUACCACCAGCUCUGACAAGAAAAAAAUCUUUGAAGUUCCUAGAUUACCAGGUGAAACAAAUGUUACUACUGCAACUCCCGCAACAAGUCAAUCUGCAAAUGGAAAUAGCGGACUCAAAUCUAUAGCAUCUUUCCUGCCUGCUCCCAAGAAUCGACUGAAAGAUAAGACCAAGUCCUCCUCCAAUCCCGAUAAUAGUGACAAGCAUGAUCAAACACAAACAAUGGCAUCUGAUUAUAGUGUAUUCAAGAGAACUAGUGGUAGUAGAGUCCUAGGAGGAGGUAUCAAGAACACCUUUUUUGACGGAGAGAUUUCAAUGCCAAGCGAAUCUCCUGACCUUGAUAUUGACGAGGUACCCAUCAAACAACAGCCUGAAGUUACUUUGAAAGGGAACUCUUUAAAACUCAUUCCAGCUUCUGUAGCGGCUAGAAAUGCGAAAUAUGGUAAAAAGCCAGAUGUGAAUACCGGGCUUAGUUCUUCUACUCCAACUAUUUCUUCACAAGACAGUAAAACAAAAGAAGAGAGUAAACCGAAAUCAAAACCUAUUCUGCCUUCUCUAUUCUCAUUCCAUAGAGAAGAAGAGCAACAUGUGAUGACGAACGUCGCUUCAUCCUCCGAAGAGUAUAAACCAUUGAUGCUGGAACAACCAAACGAGACCAGUAAUGGACCCGAUCCCGAGUCAAUUAGCAAUUCUGCUAACUCUGCUGGCUCAUCUGCUAAUGUGGGAACUACACUCAACCAAUUGGCAGAAGACUCAGGAGUGGGCCUCGGCCAAAUCAAUAAACUCGAGUCAAGACAUGGCAGAACGAAACGAUCCGAGCAACAAAUCCAAAUCGUAGACUUCAAUGUGGACGAGUUCUAUCAAGAAAACGAGCGACUUAAAGCUUCAGGUGCUUUGGAAGACAAUAGCAAAAACCGCGUGACAGCCAUUAGCGGGGGAAAACAUCAGCUGACGUCGCUGCUUCGCAGUGCUCAAAAGAACCGGGAUGGACUAGAAGAACAGUUCGCUCGCAACAAACAGACGAAAAACCAGGCUGGAAAGCAGUAUGGGUUCAAGUAG